Entamoeba invadens IP1 is the source of this 2736-nucleotide messenger RNA. RefSeq lists its product as hypothetical. The record is from RefSeq and is a predicted model, not a curated record. The transcript has a single exon. NCBI's taxonomy places the organism in Eukaryota, Evosea, Mastigamoebida, Endamoebidae. Bases 1 to 2736 code for a protein of 911 amino acids.
AUGGUUCGCCUUGAAAUGUGCUACCAAAUGCAAGUUGUGUUAUAUCUGCCACGUCUAUUAGACGUUUUUAUAUUCAGCCAAGUCAAUCACACUGCCUCUGUUGCUGUUUCUUCUUUGCAAGUUAAUCCAUGGUUCACAAAUUAUCAAGAUAUUGAAAAGUUUUAUCGGAUUUAUUCUCCUCCAACAAUUAACUGUAAUUUCCUUCAAAUUACCAUUGAAACAAUGAAAAAGGCCGUUUACAUCAGAAAUUGUUUGAUGACAUCAAAAAUGCUAGAGACUAUGACUCCUGACUUUUUCGACAAAUUUCCAGCAUUUUUCAUAGAAAAGGAAUAUGAAGACGUACUUGCUGCUCUUCGUGACAAAUACUUUGACAAUGCAGUGUAUUUCCUUUCUUUAUUUCCAAAGAAGAGAGUGUCUUUUUCAAUAAAAUCAUUUGUUGAAAUCAUUAAGAAAUGGAAAAGUCAUCAAUACGAUAAAACACACUUUCCAAAGACAAUAUAUCUUCGUUUUAAGUGGUUUUUUUUGGUGUCAGACAUUUUGUCACCUACAGAUACUGUGACUUCUGAUGAUCUUAAUGUAAUAGAAUCGGCAGCUAAAGAGUUUUCAUGUCAAAUAAUCAUUGACUGGUCUUCUGCUCGCAAGAACAUGUUGUCAAAUGUUAUUAAUAUGAAAAGUUGCGAACAUUACAGUCACACGUAUACAACCGACUUUAUAGAAUAUUUUAAGCCACUUUUAAAAGACGGUGAAAUCACUUUUAUACCAUUUAAAACCGACGAAGUACAAGACUUGCAUAUUUCUCAAAUCGAACAAACAGUCGGUUUAUGUGCACCAAAACACAUCAAAUUCAUGUCAGAAAAAGUUGUUUUGGAUUUGACAAAUUUGAAUCUACCCGAAUGUGUUGAGUGUUUUGAAAUACUUCCGGAAGACACAAUGCAUUCACAUCAAAUGCCACCAUUUCAAUGUAUUUUACCAAAAAUGAUGAAAUAUAACGAAUUUAAAGCAAAGAAAGCACACAUUAAAUUUGGUGGAGUUUUGGAUUCCAUUAAAAAGGUUGUUUUGGAACAAAACAUUUCAUUUGAAAACAUUCAAACCGAUGAAAACAACGAAAAAAUAUUAUUUCCAUUUAUAAACGUCGAGGAAUUACGCGUGAUGUCAACACGAUUUGUUGCACCUAAAUUAGACAAUUUGAAACGGCUAACAAUUAAUUAUUCAAAUGGACUAAAUUUAUAUAUAAACAAAGAAUGCGCCAAAAAUAUCGAAUUAAAAUAUUUAAGAAAUGCCCACAUUACUAUAGAUGCUGAAAUACAAAAAGAAUAUUCAUUUGAAAAUUGUUAUGAAAGUCAAUUCACUUUUUUAAAUGCCCAAAGCAACACACUUAAAAUCAACUUAAUUUUGUGUGAAAAAAAUUCAAUAGUUUCAAAAUGUGAUGCUUUCGAAUUGAUUUCACUUGAAAAGUGCAAAGACGUCAAUUUAGUUGAAAAUGUCGAAAAUACAAAUGACAUUUUUCAUGUCAAAAAGGUGGUUCUUUUCAAAUCAAAGUUUGUCAAUGAUUUAAGUCUUUGUGCAGAAACGGUUGUAUUGAAAUUACUUAAUGAUGAAUUAUCUACAACUUUCAAUGAUGUGAAAGAUUUAAUUUUAAUAAGUGUUAAUAAUUGUGAUCUCUCAAAAAAUGUAAUAAAACUUGACACUUUGAACUUAUCACUUUGUGACAAUUUGAAAUUUACUUUUAACAAUUCCACUCUCAAAAAAGUGACAAUUUCGACUUCCGAAAACGUUGUCUUUUUUGGCAAUUUUCGAAUUUCAGAAAAAGUUAUAAUUACUGAAAACUCAAAAGUUGAAUUUCCAUCAAAAAUUACUAAAAUUGAAAAAGUCAAUUUUAGAGAUGAAGUUGAAAAGUUCGAUUUUCCAAAAAUAGCUCCAACCAAUCGCAACGACUAUUUCCGUGAAAAAAACAAAGAAAUAGUUUUACACAAAAAUAACACAACAAUAAACAACGGCGUUUUUCCAAUAAUGAAAAUUUCGUCAAAAAUUGAAGUCGUUUUUUAUUUUAAAAUCAGCAACUUUUUUGGCCAUCAAAUUGAUUACUCAGGAGUAUUAUUCGAUACAUUUGUGUUUGAAAAUUGUGAAUUUGAAAAUGAAGAGGAUGGAGUAGAUAGUAUAUUUGAGUCUUAUGUGUAUCGCCCAUAUGAUGAUUUAUAUGCCCGUCAAGUUGAAAUUAUUAACACGUUGUACUUCUGGGUUAAUGCCAUGAGUAUAACAAAAUAUGUAAAAAUAAGAGAGUCAAAGGGAAUAAUUUUUAUGCAUCAAGUUAAUGUCAAAAAAGUUGAAAUUGUCAACAGUGAAAUAACAACAAAAGCAACAGAAGAUUCGACAGUGUCAGUGUGCAAAAUAGAUAACGGAAUGAUUAGAAAUAAUGGAUUGUUAGAGGUGUGCAGUAAUAUGUUAUAUGCAAAGAAUUUGACAUUGAUUUAUAAUGAAUGGCAAUGUUAUGCUAUUAACAAAAUAAUCCAAUUAAAAGCUAUGGAAGUACAUUUAGAAGAUUCAGAAUGUGUUCAUAUAUCGUUAACGAAAAACAAAGAAGCGAAAGUUGUAUUGAAAAAUUGUCAGAAAGUUGAUGUUGUGAUUAACAACAGUGCAAAUGUCCAAACGGAACAAUGUGAUGAAAUUGAAAUAUUUGAUUCACAAAGUAAAUUAAUUCAAAAACUACCUGGUUUUAAAUUUGAUAACCAAAAUUAA